UCGGGAAGUAGUUCCGGGUGCGCGGCCCCGGAUGUUGGCUGCUCCCGCUGCUGCCGCCGCUCUCGGCGCUGCUCGGGGCCUCGGCCGCUCGCACCAGGCACCGUUGGGACCUUUCCUGGGGGGCGGAGACGCACGCAGCGGCCGGGGGCUCGGCCGGGCCGUCCCGGCCUGCGCAGCCUGAGAUUCUCUUUGUGGCCAGAUGGGUUUGUAUGGACAGGCUUGUCCAUCUGUAACUUCAUUAAGGAUGACAUCUGAACUGGAGAGCAGCCUAACAUCUAUGGACUGGUUACCACAGCUCACCAUGAGAGCGGCCAUCCAAAAAUCUGAUGCUACACAGAAUGCACAUGGAACAGGAAUUUCCAAGAAGAAUGCACUCCUUGACCCAAAUACAACCCUGGACCAGGAAGAAGUCCAACAGCACAAAGAUGGGAAACCUCCAUACAGUUAUGCCAGCCUCAUUACAUUUGCAAUUAAUAGCUCACCCAAAAAGAAAAUGACUCUAAGUGAGAUUUACCAGUGGAUUUGUGAUAACUUCCCAUAUUAUAGAGAGGCUGGCAGUGGUUGGAAGAAUUCCAUACGGCACAAUCUGUCGCUGAACAAGUGUUUCCUUAAAGUGCCUCGAUCCAAGGAUGACCCCGGAAAGGGGUCCUAUUGGGCAAUUGACACCAAUCCGAAGGAAGAUGCACUGCCUACUCGGCCAAAGAAGAGAGCGCGAUCUGUAGAACGGGCCUCAACUCCAUAUAGCAUAGAUUCAGAUUCUUUGGGAAUGGAGUGUAUUAUUUCUGGAAGUGCCUCUCCAACUCUGGCAAUCAACACUGUGACUAACAAAGUAACAUUGUACAAUACUGAUCAGGAUGGUAGUGAUAGCCCACGCAGUAGCCUUAACAACAGUCUCUCAGAUCAGAGUUUGGCAUCUGUUAAUUUGAACAGUGUUGGAAGCGUGCACAGUUACACACCGGUGACAAAUCAUCCAGAACCAGUCUCUCAGUCAUUAACUCCUCAACAGCAGCCACAGUAUAACCUUCCAGAACGAGACAAACAACUGCUUUUCUCAGAAUAUAAUUUUGAAGAUCUCAGUGCCUCAUUUCGGAGCCUUUAUAAGUCAGUUUUUGAGCAGUCACUUAGUCAGCAAGGUUUGAUGAACAUCCCUUCCGAAUCUUCCCAGCAGUCCCACACUUCGUGUUCCUAUCAACACUCUCCUAGCAGCACAGUGAGCUCUCACCCACACAGCAACCAGAGCAACCUGUCCAACAGUCAUGGCAGUGGCCUCAACACCACUGUCAGUAAUUCGGUUGCACAAGUCUCACUGUCCCACCCCCAGAUGCACACACAGCCGUCUCCACAUCCGCCCCAUCGACCGCAUGGUUUACCACAGCAUCCGCAGCGUCCCCAGCACCCAGCACCACACCCGCAGCAGCACAGUCAGCUCCAGUCCCCUCACCCCCAGCACCCUUCUCCACAUCAGCACAUACAGCACCAUCCGAACCAGCAGCAUCAGACGUUAACACAUCAGGCACCGCCACCCCCACAACAGGUAUCCUGUAAUUCUGGUGUUUCCAAUGAUUGGUAUGCAACACUUGAUAUGCUAAAAGAAAGCUGUCGAAUCGCCAGCAGUGUUAAUUGGUCAGAUGUAGACCUUUCACAGUUCCAAGGUUUGAUGGAGAGUAUGAGACAGGCAGAUCUCAAGAACUGGUCUUUAGAUCAGGUUCAAUUUGCUGAUCUCUGUUCUUCUCUUAAUCAGUUCUUUACACAAACUGGCCUUAUCCACUCACAGAGUAAUGUUCAGCAGAAUGUCUGUCACGGUGCCAUGCAUCCAACAAAAUCUUCCCAACAUAUUGGAACAGGAAAUUUGUACAUAGACUCCAGGCAAAAUCUCCCUCCUUCAGUGAUGCCACCCCCUGGUUAUCCUCAUAUCCCACAGGCACUCAGCACUCCAGGAACAACGAUCACAGGCCAUCACGGAGCCAUGAACCAGCAGCACAUGAUGCCUUCCCAAGCCUUCCAGAUGCGGCGCUCUCUGCCUCCAGAUGACAUCCAGGAUGACUUUGAUUGGGAUUCAAUUGUGUAGAGCUUGUUUUUCAAGGCCCAGACCCAGCAUCACCUUUCUGUGCAGUGAAGGGAAAGGUUUAAGAGAAUCCAGUUGAGAAAACAAAGUUGCUAAUCACUUUACCAAUGUUAUUGAAAUUUUUUUGAAGACAAUCAAAAGAGAUUUUAGCUGGAUAACUUACUGCUUUUAUCUGACUCAGACAAGUACUACAUGUUUGUCUCCCUGCCAGCUGCCCUACGUAGCUCCUGUUGUGUGAUUUGAACGGCUUUUGCAUAUUUGUGUCAUUUGAUGUUGACCACAAGUGCCAGACUGAUUUUUCAGACAGAGCGUAUUUUGCUGCAAGCAGUUUAUAGAUGCAUAUGUGUAAAUACAUGUACAAAAAUUACUGAAAGGCUUCAGUUUUUUCUAAUUGGAUUAUUACGUCUUGAAAAGGAAGUUACUGUGAGUUUUUAUUCCGUGUUAGACUAUUUUCUGCAGGAUGCUUUUAACUGGUGUAGGCAACUGAAAGGAAAUAGAUUUUUUUUCAAAGCCCAGUUCCCCUUAUUUAAUCUCUUUCAGAAAUGUGGGUAUUGAGUUCUACUCAGUAAGUCAGAGAACCCAGACUUUGAUACCCUCCAAACAGUCCAAAGGGGCAUGUUGUUCCUGAGCAGUGUAAAGAACUGACCGAAUGUUUUCUGAUGCUUGGGGGAUUCUAGAGUUUGUGUUGCACCUUGUCAGUGUCUGCUUUUCUAAAUCUGCAUUGUAUGACAGUUCUGAAUGUGUUUGAUUGAUUAGAAGCUGCUCAUUGCUUGGCUUUUUAAACAGAUCAAUGUCUCCACAUUCACUUAUGUAUUUAUUAUUCAAAAGUGUUAUUUUAAUAUUUAUUGCUGUCUUUUGUGAAUGCUCCACUCCUUUUGGGUUCAUUAAGGAGAAAUGUGGUGUCUGAAAGCACAGAAUUACUUUUCUUGAUAAGAGUUUACAGACAAGACAAUCAAAGAGAGACUGUCAUUCUCUUUAUCAUUACUCCUCCUAUCACAUGCAUGUAUUUCUCUACCUUAGCAUUCCUGCUGAUUGAGACUUGUUAGCCAAGUAGGGUUUUCUGGAAUUUGAAUCAGAGUUCAUUUGGGUGACAGAGCAGCAGGGCAGUGUUCGUAAAGCAGAUUUCCCCCUCAUUCUCUUUCCAUUUAGGAAGCACGGAAAGGCGGGUAGAGCCACACGUGGCUUUUGCUCGCCUCAGUCCCCAGUGCAGUUACUGAGUAGCCCGCUGUUUCUGUUGUCCUGUGUGUCUGUGUGUGCGUGACGUUUGACGUUUGAUUCCUUUCUUUGAAAUGCAGCCUGCCUCUUAGGAGUUUUUAUUCGUUGUUUUUUGUUUUGUUUUACAUUGUAUCGCAGUUAUUUUGCAUGGAUUGAUUGUCUUAGUUUUCUAAAUGAAACUAAAAGAAAUGAGAUUUCUUUUUUAAAUGAGUAGAUUUUGAAUUGGUUCUUUAGACCAAGAAAAGAGAGAGAGAGAGCAGAAUAUUUUUCAGUUCUAAAGGGGAAACGAAGGAAUAAUAAAAGCUGCUCACUUGUUGCUUUUUAGCAUCUCUAGUCUCUAUCAGCCAUGCUUAAGUCACUUUAUUACCCUUGGUGAUUCUGUGGUUGAGUAAUCUCUACUUGAACUAAACAGACAUCUUUAUUUCUGUUUGUGUGUAUGUGAGAGUGUUUGCAAACGUGUGUGGGGUUUUUUUGUUUGUUUGUUUUUUAUGGAGUGUUGCCUUGAAUGAGUCACUGGGAAGCCAGCCUUGGUACAGGCUGGUGAGGUUGGGGAGAAAGGAAGGGCUUGAUGUUCCUGUUGUUUGGAUCCUGCUUGACAUGAAAAAGAAAGCUCAGUUCUAGCCCCUCGGAUCAGUGAAAAUCAGAGGAUUCUGGAAAGGCAGCCAACAGGCCCCUCUUAGAUGGAUCAGAGGCAAGAUGAGACAGCAGCCUACAGAGUAAAAGCCUGAAAAAAAGGGGGGUGACUCUCAGCAGUCUGCUCAAGUCACUCUUCUGUAGAUACUACGAUAGCUGUUUUGAAACUUUAAAUUGUACAGAUAGCAAUGGUGCACUUUAAACAGUUUGGGUAUUGGAAUGCAGUCACGUGUACUGAGUGAUUCAAGCAGAAACCACUGAUGAAGAUUUUACCAAUUGUGUGAAGCUAAUUUCCCGUUUGGCAAUCACUUACUGAUUUGCAGUGAUCAGUAUUUUUGUGUGAAUUUAAACUUACCAAGAAUGGCCCUGGAGGCAGAGCCUCCUCCCACGCCCUCCCACUCCUGUGAUUCAUGUGGCCUGGAGCCCAGGACGGGCCUUCUCAGUGGGCUCCUGGCAGACAGGGCUACCUGGUGAGGUGCAGAGCUUCCCUCUAGUGGCCAUCUCAGUUGGUAGUUGUUAAUGCAGAGCAAGCUCUGUCUUGGGCUUAAAUUGACUGAAGACUUUUAGGGGAAAGAAUCAUAAUUGCAUAUAAUCAAAUGGGGGUACUCUGUCCAGGAGAAUAAUCCGACUGGCAUUUGUGGCAGUUUUUGAAAUGUAAACGUAUUCAUGUGUGUUCUUGUAAAUACAUGUCUCUCAGAUGUCCUUUGAAGUGGGAGGGAAUCAAUCUGGGGAUUAUUUCAAAUGGAAUAGAGUAUUUUGAUAUUGUUCAUUCAGAGGGUGAUGUGUACAUAUCUCUAUUGUAUAUAUGUGAUGAACAUGCAUUGGCUUUUUGUGCAGACACAACCUGCUCUCUGUACUGCUGUUGGACAGUCAGUGUUUUAAUGUUUCUACAGUUUUGCUAUUGCACGAUUUCAUAGUUUGCCUCUAUGAUGAAUGGCACCCAUUCUUUGUAACUGUUUAGUGCUGUAAAGAAAUAUUCCAAGUGUCAUUAGGAUUGUUGCUGCCAGAAGUGAUAUGCAUGAAUGGCACUUAAAAUAAAUAUAUUACGUUAACUCUA
Molecule: messenger RNA, 4970 nt
Organism: Camelus dromedarius (Arabian camel)
Lineage: Eukaryota; Metazoa; Chordata; Mammalia; Artiodactyla; Camelidae
Gene: FOXJ3
Product: forkhead box J3
Exons: 13
Coding region: 200-2068 (622 amino acids)
Biological process (GO): regulation of transcription by RNA polymerase II
Cellular component (GO): nucleus
Molecular function (GO): RNA polymerase II cis-regulatory region sequence-specific DNA binding; DNA-binding transcription factor activity, RNA polymerase II-specific
Source: RefSeq, a predicted model, not a curated record